AUGAACGGAUACGUCAGUGUCCCAAAGCCAUCAGGCGACAGAUUAAGAGGGCUGCAGAGCCAGGAGGAAAGACGGCUUUUCGACCUCGUUGACAAACUCAAGGAUCUGGAUGUGCAGAGGGAACUACAGCUGCCGCAGCUCGUCGUAUGUGGGAGCCAGUCCUCCGGUAAGAGCUCGGUGCUGGAGGCGAUCAGUGGCCUUUCGUUCCCGAGAGGAGAAUUUACAUGCACCAAAUUCGUGACCGAACUCAGAUUCCGGCCCGGGAAUGUGGAAUCAAUUGAUAUUCAGAUAGUUCCUGAUGCGGCCAGGAAUCCCGACGAUCAGGCCCGGCUCCGGAAUGUCAGAUUCAAACCCAGACGGCUGACGGAGCUGGGCAAGCUCGUGAAGGAAGCAGAGUCCGUUCUGUUGGGCGGUCGUGGAGGAUUCUCCGCCGAUGUCCUCAAGGUAGAGGUGGUGAGACCAGACCAGCAACCGCUGACACUCAUCGACACGCCCGGCUUGAUUGCAUCCCACAAUGAAGGCAGAGAAUAUAUCGACCUCGUCCAGCAGAUCGUGGACGACUGGAUCAAGCAGCCGAGGACAUUGAUUCUGGCUGUGGUGGAAGCGAAUCUCGACCCGCAGAAGCAGUCGGUCCUCACGAUUGCAAAGGAAGUCGAUCCGACAGGGGAGCGCACGUUUGGCAUCAUCACGAAACCGGAUCUCGUCGAGUCGCCGUCUGGACUCGAGGACUUUUGGAUCCGAAAGGCCCAGAACCUCCCUGACAGACUGGCCGAAUUCAACUUCGCCAAGGGAUGGCAUGUCCUUCGCAACCGCGGAGUGCGGGAAACAGGCAACGACACGUCGAUGAGCGAACGGGACGAGGCCGAACACCAGUUCUUCACGGACCCGGCGCGACAAUGGCAGCAGGUCGACCCGGCGCAUUGGGGCAUCCAUUCGCUCCAGGGCCGUUUACGGAGCAUCUACUACGAGCACGCGCGGCGCCAACUGCCCAUCAUCGAAGACGACAUCAACAGUCGACUCCAGAAGGCGAUCAAAGAGCGGGACGACCUGAACGAGAAAUUGGCCGACGCGGACCAGAUCUGGUCCAGAUUCUGCGACAGACGGACCGACCUCGCCGUCGAAGCCAAGAGCUGUGUCGACGGCACGUACGACGGCUCGGCCGACUGGGACGGCUCACCGGAAUAUUACCUCCGGUCGCGCAUCGAGGAGGACCACGAGGAGUUUGCGCGCGACGUGGAAACGAACGGCCACGGCCUGCGAUCUGCCAGUGGCGCGCGCAGCCUCACGGACGAGAGGGACAGUUUUCGCGUGUACGUCGAGGAGAUGCUCGAGUCGACGCGCGGCCGCGAGCUCAAGGACAGCUACGACCCCAAGCGCAUGAACCUGCUGUUCCAGAAGCACUCGGCGCCCUGGAACGAGAUCGCCAAGAAGCACCUCGAACGCGCGCACAAGCGGUGCGGCACUUUUGUCGACCACAUCAUCGACCACGUCCUGCAGGAUCACUUACCGGGCUUGCCGAAGCGAGUCACCCAGGCGAUCAAAGAGCAUCUGAAGAGAGCGCUCGAGGCGCAGAAGAGGAAAGCGGAGGACGAGUUGCGCGCCAUCGAGGACGAUCGUCGCCAGCCCGCGCAGACGCAGAGUAAGCGCGUCGAACAGCGCGCGCGGCAGAUGCGGGCCAACAAGAUGUUUGCCAUGAUUAAUCGCGUGACCGAGGAGGAGUCGGCGUAUCUGGAGCAGACCAACGCCACCGCCUCUCAUGCUCAGGAGCAGCGGAGAGAUGGGUGGGAGAAAGAGCGAGAUGCCGUGCCCAUGACCCCCGGCACGCCAGGACGCGCCAGUCUCAAUGCCAGCGGGAACCCCAUACGAUACACCCCUGCGCACGUGGACCGGGUCCUCGCGCAAGACAGCCGCGCCGAGUCGGCCGAGGAAAUGGGCAGGCGCAUGAUCAUCUACUACGAGGUCGCCCGCGAUGUCUUCAUCGACAAUGUCGUCAUCCAGGUCGUCGAGAGGCACCUCCUCCGCCCGCUGCAUAAGUUGUUCCACGGCGAUUUCGAGGUCGACAAAGACUUCUUCGCGAAAGCCGUCGACGCAGAGAAGGACCAGAAUUUGACGGCCAGAAGGACGGCCGUGAGUGAGAGGAUUACGCGGUUGAUGGGGUUUCAGGACGAAUUGAGGGCGGUGUAG
This is a messenger RNA of Cladophialophora yegresii CBS 114405, 2184 nucleotides long. RefSeq lists its product as uncharacterized. Bases 1 to 2184 code for a protein of 727 amino acids. The transcript is spliced from 3 exons. NCBI's taxonomy places the organism in Eukaryota, Fungi, Ascomycota, Eurotiomycetes, Chaetothyriales, Herpotrichiellaceae. The record is from RefSeq and is a predicted model, not a curated record. Gene Ontology annotation, cellular component: cytoplasm; microtubule; membrane. Gene Ontology annotation, molecular function: microtubule binding; GTPase activity; GTP binding.